AUGUUCCGGAACAAUACGGACGGACGGAGCCGCGAGGCGCCGGGGACAUCGAGCCCGAAACCCCCUUCAGACCCAGUCACUGAUCCGCCAUUGCACUGUCGCGUUGUCGUCGUCUAUAAUGGACAUAAUGAAUGGCCCCUCGAACGGCGUCUCGUGUGGAACGAAGUUCUGCCCGAGCUCCAGAAUUAUGCCUUUCACUCGGGGGUCGACCUCGAGCUCGUUGAUACUUUAAUUGAUACGCAAAAGAUCUCGGCCCAAGUCCACCGGAAUACUCUACGCGCCCUCGAGGACCCAAACACCAUUGUUGUGUUGUUAAUUGGUGAUAAAUAUGGGGAGGGAGGGCUACCGCUGGAGCUGCGCAAGGAGGAGUUUGACGCAAUACGGGAGGCCGUUUUCGAGCAUAAUCAAGACGUAAAAUACCUGGAGAAAUACUACCUCCUCGACCGUACCGUCCAGCCAGAAGUCUAUCGAUUGAAAGCGGACUUUGAUGACCCGAAGAUCACCAAAAAACUGCUUGCCGUCAUGCAAAAAGGAGCAGAAGUGGCUUUCCACGAGGGUUCGAUCAACCAAAUCGCCCCGCACCGCCAGCAGCGCUUCUUCUGGUCCUUCCUCCACUCGGUCCUCUACCAAGCCAAUCAAAUGGAGAAGCACCGCGCGUGCUACGUGCUACGGAAGUUUGAUGGCGCCAUCCAAGACAAAAACAACGAGCCCUGGGUGGAUAUCGACGAAGAAUCGCUGAAAAAAGUGCAGGGACUGAAAAACGACCUUGCGGCUGAAGUCGAGUCGACCGCGUGUCUAUCCUUCACCCUACCCACCGAGGGCGGCGAGGUCAAGAACUUCUAUGCGGGGCGCGAGGCGGAGAAGUAUAGGGACAAUUUUUCACGGCAGCUCCUCGAGCGCUUGAAACAAAGCAUCACCCGCUUUGCCCCAGCCCGUCUCCCCUCGUCCUCCUUGGUGUCGAUCGCCCUCCGCGAGAAUGCCUCUCAUGAGCGUCUGCUGCGUGAACGUCUCCAACAAGAGUGGCAAUCACGCAAAAGCGUCGACGCUAAACUCGACGAAUGCGUCAGAGAGGGUACCGGCGGCGCGUAUCUCGUACAAGGGCCAGAGUUGAGUGGGAAGACACGCAGUUUGCUUCAUUUAUACGAGCUUCUCGAUGAUCGGCCGUCGUACAGAAUCGUACUGUUUGCAGGCCUGACUUCUGCCACCUCUUUCGCUCACGAACUCUGGCGUCUGGUGCUGAUCUUGGUGUGCCACAUGUCCGGCCAAGACCCGAAGCCCUGCUUCUCCCAUUUCCGACUUGGCGACAUCGUCACUAAACUCCACGAGGUGAUCGAACGACUCGACCGGCCCGUCUACCUCUUCCUUGACGAUGUGCAUCUACUCAAAUUUGGGCGCCUGCUCUCCGGGCUGGAACGGAGGCCUAAGAAUGCCCCAAACAACCUCUACCUCUUCAUGACCGCGUCGAACGUCUCCAACUUGACGCCAGUGUUUCUGACGGCGCAGACGAUAAAUUUGGAUCCGCCGACGGAGGGUGAAAUCGCCGACAUUGUGAAACGACGACUUGCAAAACGUGGAAGAAAACUCUCUACAGAGCAGAUCGGAUCCAUCAAACCCUACCUGACGGGCGGUGAGAAGAACCCGGUGGUGGGGCUCAUGCUCGUCGAGGAGAUUUUAUUGAGAGGCAAUGGGGUGAUGAAGGGCGGAAUCGAGGGGCGAAUCGAGCGAAUCGAAGGUCGCCUGCCUCUGUCGAUACCUGGGCGCAUCCCCCUCUGGGCUGACCCGCUUGGAGUUGUCGGACGUCCUCUCCGCCAACCGCGCCCUCCUCCAAACGAUCGGCUCCCCGGUGGCCUUCCCCCAUUUCUCCUCGACAGCAUCCUCGAGUCUUUAGGUGGCUUGUUGCAUACUGUAUAUGCCGACGGGCGUCUCUUGUACCGCUACAGCCAUACGAGCAUCGCGAAUGUUGUGCGAAAUCGAUACCUCUCAACCCCAGCCGACGUAAAAUCGGCAAACGGUGACCUGGCCGACGUGUUUGCCGAUCUGCUCACAGAGCUGGACGGGAUCAGCCCGCGGGCUGCCCUUCAGUACCAAGUCUUUCCCCAAUUGCUCAAACGCGACAACGGGUCUAUUAAUGUGCGCAAGGUGCGCAAUUUGUGGCUCCAUCUGCUGCAUUCUGGAGGCAGUAUGGACGCGCUGAAAGAGUUCGCCCUGUGCCAAUUCGACUACCUCGACGCUACGGUACGCUCCUGUGGACUGGCCCAUUUGCUGUCAAUGUACGAGGCCUGCAUACUACAGGUGUUACACCACGAUAUUCAGGUGCUGUGCGAGCAAGUGCUGCUGCCCGCCUUGGAGACGGUGGUACGGGAUAAUGAACAAUUGGCGGCAGAGGUGAUUGGACGAUUACGGUAUACCAGAGCCGAAAACUCUCACUUCUUGAACACGAUGGUGGAGCAGGCGAUGGCGUGGGUGGAUACCUAUUCGAAGCAGCCACUCCUCGUCCCGCUUACCUGCUGGAUACCACCACCACAGAUGAAACAAGUGCUCUCGUUUAAGCUGAAGGAAUGGAAAUCAGCCGUGACGAUCGUCACCCCAACCGAAAACCACCAGCACCUCUUGAUUACGGGAAAUUUGGCUCAACCGGGCGUCGUCUGCAUGUAUCAUAUCGCUUCUCAAGAAUUGGCCACCACAUUUAAAGGCCACACCGCUACCGUAACCUCCUUAACAACGAGUCGAGACGGCACAUUUUUCGUCAGUACCUCCCACGAUAAAACCGUCCGGCAGUGGGGCUUUCAGUCGAGUGAUGCGAUACGGGUGUUGAAGCAUCACACCGGGAAAGUUAUGUGCUCGAUACUGAGCAGCGACGAUAAGUUGUUGAUCACCGGGUCGGCAGACAGCUCGGCAAAGGUGAUAUCCGUCGAGACCGGGGAGGUGGUGCGUAGUUUCGGAGAUCAUACGGGAAGUGUCGUUUCGCUGCAGUUGACCAGCAACGAUCAGCUACUUAUUACGGGUUCGGGCGACUUUGUCGUCCAAGUAUGGGAUAUGCACUCCGGGCGGUUGGUGAACCGGAUGGGCGGGCUGAUGGCGCCGGUGACUUGUGUCGCAAUCACUAGCAACGACGCCUUCGUGGCGGUGGCCUGUGAGGAUGAGACACUUCGAAUAUUCGGGACUGUCAGUUGCCAAGAAUUACACGAAUUGAGCGGCCAUGAGAGCAAGGUGAACGCGCUGGCAUGCGCGAAUGAUGACUGUCAACUGUAUGCGGCCACCAAGUCCAAGAUUUAUUGCUAUGAUCUGCAUACGGGGGUCAUUGUGGAUGUGCUGGAUUGUGAGGAGAAGUCGCCAGUCACGUCACUGAAGAUCACCUCCGACAACUAUUUCCUUGUAUCCGGAUGCGGGGUGGCCGUAUCGGUGUGGAAUGUGAGGGAAAGGAUCCAUGAUGGGGUCGACUCGAGGCAGGCUGAUAAAGAGGGAUACGUGACGGCCAUUGCGAUGAGCAGCGAUGAAAAGAUCUCGGCAUGCGGCACCUACAAUGGCAUUGUGGCGUUGUGGGAUAUGGAUAUUUGCCAGUGCAUUACUACGGUAAAAGUGCAAGCCGUCCAAGACCGUAGUCUCCCAAUUUCCGCCCUCGCAUUCACCAUCGAUUCCUCUUGCCUACUAUCUGCCGAUAAUGAGGGCAACAUCGUGGUGCUCGACUCGAGCCACGGGAUGGUGCUGCGUACAUGCUACUACCAUACGACGGAGGUUGUGACGAUGUGUUGCUUAGAGAGUGGGAGGACUGUCAGCUGCGAUAAGGCCGGAAAUUUGAAGGUGUGGGACGUAUUCGGCGAGGAGGGCGAAAGCGAAGAACUGUCCACGACCGGCAUCAUCCCACCCAUCUACGUGCCCCCAUCCGGGAAAUUGAUGCUGGGCAGCGUGCCGAGCACGAAGAAGGAGAUGAAGAUCUGGAGCUUUGGCGAGAAUUCGGUGACGUUGAAGAAUCGGUUGUCGCAUAAUGAGGAGGUUACAUGCUUCUGUGCGGCGCCGAUGGGGACGUUGGUCGUCACCGGGAGCACCGAUCAAUCCCUGAAACUGUGGCAGAUUGACUGCGGGUUCUUGACACAGGUUCUCGUUGGUCAUGAAGACGUUGUGACGUGUUGUGCGAUAUCGGACGAUGAGCACGUUGUCGUUUCGGGUGCUCGCGACCAUAAGGUGAUCUUUUGGUCAGUGAUUACGGGUGAUGCGAUGCGUACAGUGCUGACGUGUAGCCCAGUCACUGCAGUGGCCGUCACCGCCGAUGCGUCGGUCGCUUUUUCGGCUGAUGAAGCCGGCUGGAUCGAGGCUUGGUUCGUCGACAAGGGGACGCUGUUGUCGUCGUUUGAUGCACAUCGGCCAAUCAAAAGCCUGAUCCGCUCGUUCGACGCAAAUCGCCUAAUCGCCCACCUGGCCAACUGUGCCCAGCUGCCAAUCCUCUGCCUUCACAACACCCCCGCCGGACCUCAUCUGGCCAAGGAACGGCGGAGAAGCGCCCGCGCACACUCCAUCAGCAGUGUCGGGAGCAAUAUGAGCGAGUCGAAGAAGGACUCGAUGGCCAACAUUCCCAUACCGACAUCUGGCAAUGGGGCAACCACACCAAAACCCGUACCCCCAAGGCCCACCUUUGAUAAGAUGGAAAGGUCGAAAUCGCGGAGUUCGUUGAUAGAAAAAGACCGGAACACCACGCUAACCACUCAAGUGGCCGUCCCCGCCCAAAAAUCGAGCACCUGUGUUCUGUUG
Molecule: messenger RNA, 4746 nt
Organism: Mesorhabditis spiculigera
Lineage: Eukaryota; Metazoa; Nematoda; Chromadorea; Rhabditida; Rhabditidae
Source: the annotation of a GenBank genome assembly